Molecule: messenger RNA, 1167 nt
Organism: Hansenula ciferrii
Lineage: Eukaryota; Fungi; Ascomycota; Saccharomycetes; Phaffomycetales; Wickerhamomycetaceae
Gene: GRH1
Product: Grh1p
Exons: 1
Coding region: 1-1167 (388 amino acids)
Biological process (GO): Golgi organization
Cellular component (GO): Golgi apparatus
Molecular function (GO): protein binding
Source: RefSeq, a predicted model, not a curated record
AUGUUUGCAUUCGCUCAGAAAUUUGUCAAAUCAAUUGAACAAUCAGCUGAAACAAUCAUAGGUGGUGGUGCUAAUGAUGAAUCAAUCUUACAAAAUGAUGCUUAUUUCUCAAAUACAAAAUCAAAUAAAUUAGGUUUAAGAAUCAUAAAUGUUAAACCUGAUUCCCUAGCUUCAAAAGCUGGUUUAGAAAGUUGGUUUGAUUAUAUCAUUGGUAUAAAUGGUCAUGAAAUACCGACUAAUUAUAAUGAAAGUUUACAAUUAAUCCCAGUUUAUGAUUAUUUUAUUCAAGAAAUUUCAAAUAAUAAAUCAAGAUCUAUAAUAUUAGAAAUUUGGAAUGCAAAAGGUGGUGUUUUGAAAAACAUUGAAUUAGAUAUUAAUGAAUUAGAUUCCAAUAAUUUAGAUGAAGUUCCAAUUAAUGAAUCAAAUCCAAAUUUUAUACAACAACAACAAUUCCAAAAAUUAGGUUUCCAAAUCCAAUGGACCCCAUUAAUAACUUCAACUUUUGUUUAUCAUAUCUUGGAAAUCCAUCCAAAUUCACCAGCUGAAAGAGCAGGUUUAAUUGAACAUUCAGAUUAUAUAAUUGGUGCACAAGAUGGUUUAUUAGCCACCGGAGGAGAAGAUUUAUUAGGUCGAUUAAUCACUUCAAAGAAAAAUGAAUCUUUAAUCUUAUAUGUUUAUAAUCAUGAUUAUAAUAUAGUUAGACCUGUAAAUAUAACACCUUUUGAAAAUUGGGGUGGUCAAGGUCUUUUAGGUGCUGGUGUUGGUUAUGGGUUUUUACAUAGAUUACCUCCUGUUAUUGAUAAUGUUGAACCUGGUUCUAUAUUAUUUGAUGAUUCUUUAACUCCAAAUCAUACUCCAAAUUUUUCACCUGCUUCAACUCCAUUACCAAAUGAAACUUUUCAACAACAAACUUUCAUACCUUCAAAUUUAUCAAAUCCUCCAACUAAUGCAAGUCCACCACCUCCUCCAACUUCUUCAAGUUUAAGUUCAACAACUACAACAACCGGACCUCCACCAAUUCAUGGAAGAAAAAAAAAAUCAAAUAAAAUAAAUUCAGAAAUGUUGGAUUAUUUAUCAACUGAAGGUGAAAAAUCAAGAAUUUUAGAUAAUCAAGGUAAAUAUCCAAAUGAUAAUGAAAAUUCAUUACCACCACCUCCAAAGAAAUAA